Molecule: messenger RNA, 1790 nt
Organism: Liolophura sinensis
Lineage: Eukaryota; Metazoa; Mollusca; Polyplacophora; Chitonida; Chitonidae
Exons: 4
Coding region: 1-1440 (479 amino acids)
Source: RefSeq, a predicted model, not a curated record
AUGGCUCCCUCCAAAGACAAAAAAUCCAAAAACAAGGAAAAACUUCACGAGAAGAGAGACGAAAGCGAUCCAGGCCUGGACAUAGACGAUACAACAACAACAACAACAACGGGUGAAACAACAACAACACAUGGUUCUAAUGUGGGCGACAUCACCAGACAGGACGCAAUCCAGUUAGGCAUCAUUGCGUUUUAUGACCAUGGGGGCCAGUUAGGAACAGUGCACGCCGGCAGACUUCCUGACACCAUAGCUUACAGUUCAUUGAAGAACACUCAGCCUGUCUGCCUUUCCGGGAUUACCAGCUCCUUCAAUCAAAACCCAAACAAAAUGGAUUAUCGUCGUGACUCACAGAUGCCUACAUCUCCAAGGGUACGUUGGAUGGUCCGUUUGAUGUGUGUACUUUCAGUCGGAUGGCUACUCCUCUGGUACGGUUUGUGCAUCGGGCCAGCCUGUCGUCCUUCAAUGCCUGAGGAAGCCAUUCAAGACGAUAGGACUGGCAGACAAUACCUGGUGUACGACUGUAGUUCAGCUCCCUGUGGGGGCUGGGCAGACCGGCUUGAGGGUAUCACUAGUACAUACCUGAUCGCCCUAGCAACUGGUAGAAGCUUCCACAUAAAUAUCACAUACCCAAUAGAUAUACGAGGAUUUCUUCAACAGAACGAGGUGAACUGGGAAAUCGAUCAACUGAAGCUGCUCAACAAAUCAACGCGAUUUUACUCAUAUAUGGACAAUCGAAAUUUCUGUCGUUCCUUGACAAAUAUAGACUUUGAUCACAACCAUCCAGAAGAUGUUGUUCGCCUAAGAAUGAACGCGAUUGGCUCGUAUUAUCUGAACCAAAAUACAAAGUAUAAACAGCAAUUACUACCGUUUUUAAACAAAUCUCUGGCGUCUACCUUUUCUACUAUUCACAGACGGCUAUUCCGGUUCUCUGAGGAGCUCAACACAAGAUUGUCAGCAUUUAUGAACAUAAAGCUUAAUCAGGGGAAAAAUCUGGUUUGUGUGCAAAUACGUAUUGGUUCUGCUGUCGAAAAACGAUCUUACGUCAGCAUCAGUGACUUGAAACCUUUUUGGGAAUUCAUCAAAACAAGGAUCACACAAGACGGAGAUGUACGGAUUUUCGUAGCCACGGAUUCCGAGGCAGUUGUCAAGGAGAGUCUUCGACGAUUCGGAUGGCGGGUAUUAACGGUAGAGGGACAUGCAGACCACAUUGACAAGUCUGACAGAAAGGAUGUUGCGGGUGGCUUCUGGAAGACUCUCACAGAUUUCUAUGCCUUAGAGAUGUGUGACACUCUCGUCUUGUCAAUAUGGAGCAGUUUUGGCAGACUACCGGCUUUCCUUCGAGGGAGAGACGACGGUUUGUAUGUUUUUCAAAAUCACCAAAUCCAACGGACAAGUCUGAAAGACAUUGAAGACGAAUACCUGCAACGGGUGGUGCUGUAAAAAUUAAAGAAUCUUUUAUCGGCUUUAUAUCGAAAGAGACAGUUGUCUUCGACGACAACGACGACAUCAUUGCAUGCAGCCUUCCAUCUUCCAUUAUUUGGUGGUACAAUCCAGCACAUCGAUUGUAUCAAAUCUGACAGUGAAGCAUAAUUUCGAUAGGCCUGGUUCAUUUACAUUGUUUUUAUGUCAUUGUUUAUAUCAAAUGUGCUGACAACACCGCAUUUUGAGUAAUUCUAGAACACCGAUAAAUUGUAAUAAACUACAAUUAACAUCACUGCAUUUUUUUUAACCUAAUUCUUUUGAAGCCAUGGUGGUAGGGGGCGUGUAAGUCGCUACUAUAUAUGCAUUUA